GUUGGUGGGAAGGGGUGGAUUUUGUGCUAUGGUGAGGUGUCCACCGUCCACCUACUCUCACUUUUGCCCAGAUACUGAAGGACCGUUCGCCCGGCGUGGGGACGAGGGAUAGCCUCCGAAAAGGAGGACAGAGGAGGUGGGGGCGCCUAGGCUUGAGGGGCCGGGCGCUUCCUGUACGCUUACUCGUGUGGUCUGAGGUUGCCCUCAGCAACCGACACCUUCCGUCACCAUGGUGAAGCUGGCCAACCCGUUGUACACCAGCUGGAUCCUUGAGGCCAUCAAGAAGGUGAAGAAGCAAAAACAGCGGCCGUCCGAGGAGCGGAUCUGCAAUGCGGUGUCCAUGUCCCAUGGCUUGGACCGCAAGACGGUUCUGGAGCAGCUGGAACUCAGUGUCAAGGAUGGCUCCAUCCUGAAAGUUUCCAACAAGGGGCUCAACUCGUACAAGGACCCCGAUAACCCCGGCCGCUUGGCCUUCCCUAAACCCAGAGGUGGUGGAUCGUCCAGCGGUGGAGGAUCUGGAGGCUCUAGCUCGAGUUCCUCUAAGAAACCGGGUCUGGACUGGAACAAGCUUAUCAAGCGAGCUUUGGAGGGACUCCACGAGCCCGGCGGUUCUUCUCUGAAGAGCGUGGAGCGGUUUUUAAAAUGCCAGGCUGACGUAGCUGGGUACCUUUCGGGCAGCGGUGCCUUGGCUCCUGGGCUCUUCCACCAGCAGCUGAGGUUGGCGAUGAAACGGGCAGUGGCCCACGGACGAGUCGCCAAACACGGGCCGCUUUUCCAGCUGAUCAGCCGAAGCUCCCACAGCAACGAUGGAACUGGCCAUGUUUCGCUGGAGUCGUUACCCCCGGUCAGACUCCUGCCACAUGAGAAGGACAGGCCCGUGGCGGAGCCCAUUCCCAUUUGUAGCUUCUGUCUGGGGACCAAGGAGCAGAAUCGCGACAAGAAGCCAGAGGAGCUCAUCUCCUGCGCUGACUGUGGCAACAGCGGACACCCGUCCUGUUUGAAAUUUUCUCCAGAACUCACAGCCCGAGUGAAAGCUCUUUGGUGGCAAUGCAUCGAGUGUAAAACCUGCAGCAACUGCCAAGACCAGGGCAAAAACGCGGAAAAUAUGUUGUUCUGCGACUCCUGUGACCGGGGUUUUCACAUGGAGUGCUGUGACCCUCCUCUUAUGCGGAUGCCCAAAGGCAUGUGGAUCUGUCAGAUCUGUCGACCAGGGAAAAAGGGAAGAAGACUCCUGCACGAGAAAGCGGCACAAAUCAAACGGCGUUACAACGCGCCGUUGGGACGACCUAAGAACAGGUCGAAGCGUCCCUUCAAGAACCUGCGUGGGCCCGGUCGCGGCCCCGGUCGUGGCCGCAGGCGGGGUCGACCGGCGGCCGUCGACCGUCACUCACAAGGCUCCUACUCCCCGCACUCGUCCUCCAGCUCGUCCUGCGAGGGUUACCCCGGAGACAACCGCCUGCUCUUCUCCCUCCGCGAGGAAGACUCCGGUCAGGGCAGCAUGCGCUUCAACAAGAAAACAAAGGGCCUGAUCGAUGCACUCACCAAAUUCUUCACGCCGUCCCCAGACGGACGCAAAGCCCGCGCAGAGGUUGUCGAUUAUUCGCAGCAAUACCGCAUUCGCAAGAAGAACAGCCGCAAGGGUGACCAAGACGACAGGACAGGAGACAAUCAGGAGGGCAUUGAAGACUGGAGAGAAGAGGAGGACAGGCUGCCUGGCCAUGAGAACCUGACUGAGAAGGACGUGGAACUGUUCAGGCACAUCCAGGAACUGGCACUACAGAAAGUGGGGGUGACGGGACCCCCAGACCCUCAAAUGCGUUGUCCGUCUGUCAUUGAGUUUGGGAAAUACGAAAUUCAAACGUGGUAUUCUUCCCCAUACCCACAGGAAUACAGCAGGCUUCCGAAGCUGUACCUGUGUGAGUUCUGUCUACGCUACAUGAAAAGCCGUAGUAUCCUGUUUCAGCAUAUGCGGAAGUGUAAUUGGUUCCACCCACCAGCCAAUGAAAUUUAUAGGAAAGAUGACGUGUCUGUGUUUGAGGUGGAUGGAAACGUCAGCACGAUAUACUGUCAGAACCUGUGCUUGUUAGCGAAGCUCUUCCUGGAUCAUAAGACGCUAUACUAUGAUGUGGAGCCCUUCCUGUUCUAUGUGCUCACCCAGAAUGACGGCAAAGGCUGCCACCUCGUUGGUUAUUUCUCCAAGGAGAAACACUGUCAACAAAAGUACAAUGUGUCCUGCAUCAUGAUCCUCCCACAGUACCAGCGUAAGGGCUACGGGCGCUUCCUUAUCGACUUCAGUUACCUGCUGUCGAAGCGUGAAGGCCAGCCAGGAAGCCCAGAAAAGCCGUUGUCAGACUUAGGCCGGCUAUCCUACAUGGCGUACUGGCGGAGCGUAGUCUUGGAGUGUCUUCAUGAGGUCCGGGACCGCCAGCUCACCAUCCGCAGACUCAGCAAAAUUACGGGCAUUUGCCCCCAGGACAUUACUGCGACCCUUCAGCACUUAAACAUGCUGGAACAACGUGGGGAUAGGUUGGUUUUGGUACGGCGAGAGAAGCUUGUAGCAACUCACAUGGCAAAACUCCGGGCCAGGCCUCGACAACUGGAGGUCGACCCAGACUGCCUGCGCUGGACGCCUGUCAUCGUCACCAACACUGUGGUGUCUGAUGGAGAGGGGGAUGAAGAAGAAGAGGAGGAGGAGGAAGACGAGGAGGAGAGAGAGGAAAACCAUAAAGAUGUCAAACCCAGCCACAGGAGUUCUCCGCUGCCAUGGCAUGUACGAGAGAGGGAUGAUCAUGAAGAGAGAAAAUGCUUCCCAUCUUUCCCAAACAGCCAGGACUCCCCAGCUUCCUCCCCUUUGCGGACCGGCUUGCCCAGUCCAAACCGCCCGAUCCCUCCUGCUAAUGGAGAGCGCCGGGGCCGUGGACGGCCGCCCAAAAACUGGGUGGCCGUCCACUGGGUCAAAGUCAAAGAUGGUCCUCGUCAAGAGCCAGGUCGGCCUAGAAAAAUGCGCCAUGAUGAGGAUGAAGAGGAUGAAGACAACCCGGAAAACCAGAAAACUACUGACAUCUCUUCCCCUCCUGGGCUCUUUGCCCGUGAUAACGAGCCCAAUUCUGCUGCCGCCCGACCCCUGGAUAUGUCUCGGCUCCCUUCAGUUCCACCCCCACGCAGCAGAGGGCGUCCUCCUCGGAAAAAGCGAGGCCCUAAACGUAGACCGAGUGAAGGGUCUGGGGAAGCCCUGCCUUCAUUGGCCCCUGCACCGAGACUGAGUGAGCCGCCACCUAUGAGACGACCUUGUUUCAGUGAGAGUAGUGAGGAUGAGGAGGAGGAGGAUGAAGAUCUCAGGGCUCGCUCCCCACCUGUCCUCACCAAACCCACUCUGGGACUGAAAUCAUUGUCUAAGAAGCCAUUGCGUAAACGGCGUGUGCGGCAGCGCAGCAACCCCUACAGCAGCGUGGUAACCGAGACCAUCUCUGAGACCACAGAGGUUUUAGACGAACCAUUUGUGGAUUCAGACUCAGAGAGGCCUAUGCCCAGGUUGGAGGAGGAGACCCCACUGUCCAGCCCUCUCAGACGCUAUCCCCCAGCUCGUAAACACAUGGACCCUGUCCCCAAGAGGGGUCGCCAUGACAACCUUACUGAGUCAGAGGAUGAUGACCCUACUCCUGUGCUAAAGCCCAUGACUGGCCUGAGGACUCCUGAGCCAACAGAAAGCUCUGAAAGAGUGGAGACCCCAGCAGAGACCCCUGAGGUCCCUGUGAAGAAGAAGAAAGGCUGGCCCAAGGGCAAGAGCCGUAAGCCCCUGCACUGGAAGAAACGCCCAGGCAGGAAGCCAGGCAGUGGGGCAAACCAGAGCAGUGGAAGUCUGGCUACCCCAUCCUCGGAAGAUCCGCCACCCCCAAAGAUCAAGAUGAAACCUGGCCGAAAGCCCCGCAGCUACUACUUGCAACGGGCUCAGGAAGAGGCAGCUCGGCUAGAGGAGCUGGAACGGAACCGGUUAACUCCACAACAGCUAGACAAGCCGACGCUGGAGGAGCGGGCUUGCAAGAGAACCGCGAGGUCCUUAACUUCAGCCAACUUGGAUGAUGAAAAGCGCAAAGACUCAGAUGAGGAGAAUAGUUUCCUCCAGAAGAUCCGAGAGCAGCCUAAGCCCAAAAGACGAGGUCGACCACCGAAAAAUGCUUCCCUUCCUCCGCCACCAGUCCCCAAACCUCCACCAGUGUCUGAACCCGAAGAAGAAGAAGAGGAUGAAGACAGGUCAUGGACGGAGGAAAAGACUAAUCGUCCUCCGUCUCAUGCUAUGACCCAGUCUAGUGGUUCCAGAGCUCCUCAGUCACGACCUGAUACAGACGUGGCAGACAGAGAGGAGGAAGAAGAGGAGCGUGACGAUGAUGAGUGCAGCAGUCGGAGAACAGCGGCCAUGCCAGGGUCAGGGAGCCGACGAAGCGAUGAUCACGAUGCGGAUGACGAAGGAGACGACCGCUUGGAGGAAAAAAGUGACAGUAGUAGCAAGAGGAGAAAGAGCCCAGAUUCAGAGGACGAUGAUGAGGACCAGGAGGAUGAGGAGGAUCCUUCGUCCCCAGCUCGCUCUCCGCCCGUUAAAGAGGAGCCCCAAACCGGUGAGGGUUUUUUAGACAUGCAGGGGAGCGUGGCCACACGGGAUUACGUCAGCAAACAGGAGGAGGAGGAAGAAGAUGAGGAAGAAGAGGAAGAGGUGCAAGAAGUGAAGUCAUCCCACUCAACGGAUGCGCAAGAUGAGCGACGCCGGCGGGAGCAAGAAGAGUCAGCCGCGGCAGCUGCUGCUGUGGAGACUGUGACGGCCAUGACAGCAGUUCCCCCAGAACCAAUGGAGCUGCAACCACUGCAUGUGGACGACAAAUCAGUGCUCCUGAUGGAAGCAGAAAACGCCCACCAGCACCCUGACUUCAAGGAUGAUUUGUCACACCAUCCGCACGCGCACCAUCACCACAGCAGUGAGCUCGACCUGGAAACAGUUCAGGCGGUCCAGUCACUCACACAAGGUGAGGCCCAAGAAGAAGAACCAGAGCAUCAUGGGGCCUAUCAGGACUGUGAGGAAACCCUGGCAGCGUGUCGGACAUUGCAGAGUUACAGCCACACUGAUGGAGAAGAGGAUGGUCUUGCUUUGGAAGAAUGCGGUCAGUCCCAGCACAGCAGCCCCCUUCCCAACCCACCCAUGCCCCCCUUGCCCAACCAAUCUGUGCGCUCCGUCAACAGCCCUGGAAUGACCCCGGGACCUCUGGAGACUGGGCCAGGAGUUCAAGGCCCUACAGGUGCGGGAGGGAGCACUGGAGGGGGUUAUACCCAAAUCACCCCUGAGCAUCCUGGCUCUUUGUCAGCUCCCUCCCUACAAAACAUGGAGACCUCACCCAUGAUGGAUGUACCAUCAGUGUCUGACCAUUCUCAGCAGGUGGUGGACAGUGGUUUCAGUGACCUGGGUAGUAUUGAAAGCACUACGGAAAACUAUGACAAUCCCAGCAGCUAUGACUCCACCAUGGGUGGUAACGGAGGGGGCAAUGGCGGGAACGGAGGAGGUAUGUCGGCUGUGGCAGCUGCAGCCGCAGCAGCCUCCUCAUCAUCAUCAGCAUCUUCAUCCUCCAGCUCAGCCACGUCGUCCUCCUCAUCAUCACAGGCCAGUAGCUGCUCGUUUGUCUCAACGGCCGGACUGACGUCAUCCAGUGUUGCUGUCGGCUCACAGCUGGGUAUGGGCAGUUGUAGCCUCAUCCAGCCAGCUGGGCCGGGACCCAACAGUGGUCCUGGUGCCAACAACAGCAGUGUCCCACAGCCUCCACCCCCACCCCCUCCACCCUCUUCCAACACGUCUAGCUGUGGCAUCAAGUCGCCCCAAAACUGCGUCAUAGAAAGGCCCCCCAGCGCCAGCCAACAGCAGCAGCAGCAGAAGAAGGUUCCACAGCAGCAGCAGCAGCAGCAGCAAGCUCCAAACCCACAGCCUCAGCCUCCACCGUCAGUCCCUCCACCACCUCCGCAACAGCAGCAGCCGCUGUCCCAGUGUAGCAUGGGAAACGGCUUUGCCUCCACACCAAUGAUCAUGGAAAUCCCUGAGAGUGCCAGCAGUGGUGGGGGAGGGCGUAGCCUCUACGAGCGAAUGGGGCAGGACUUUGGUGCAGGGGGCUAUAGCCAACCCUCUGCUACCUUCAGCCUGGCCAAGCUCCAGCAGCUCACCAACACUAUAAUGGACCCUCAUGCCAUGCCUUACUCUCAUUCUGCGGCAGUCACUUCUUAUGCCACUAGCGUCUCGCUGUCUAACCCUGGCCUGGCACAACUUGCCUCCUCUCCUCACCCACCUAUACCCCAGGCCCAGGCCACAAUGACUCCACCUCCCAACCUGAGCUCUGGGUCCAUGAACUUAGGCUCUCCGCUGCUGCAGUGCAACAUGCCCCCUGGGACCAACCUGGGCUUGCCUCCUCCACCCCACACUCAGAGGCUUCAAGGCCAGAUGACCUCAGUAAAAGGCCCCAUCUCCAUCCGCUCCAAGGCCUCACAGCUGCCUGCUGGUUCUCCGCACCAGCAGCAACUAUACGGGCGUAGCUCAGGUGCAGUGCCCAUGCAGGGUUCCCCUCGAACGCUGGCAGUCCAGCGUGGCAUGAUGCCCAAUCUCAUGCCAACACCGGCUCCCUAUAACACCAUGAACAUGAACCCGCUCAAUGCCGCAAUGUCCGCUGGCUACCGUAUGCCACAACCCAUGAUGAACAGUGGUUACCAUGGCAACCCGACUUACAUGAACCAGCCGGGACAGUAUCCAAUGCAGAUGCAAAUGGGCAUGAUAGGACAGCAGGCGUAUCCGCAACAGCCUAUGCAGCCCAAUCACCAUGGUAACAUGAUGUACACAGGACCCUCCCACCACAGUUACGCAGGAGUCCCUAAACAGUCACCUUACAUGAGCAGAUGAGCAUUGUAGACAGAGGACGGGGGAAAAAAAAAAAAAAAGCGAGAGAGAGAGGGAGAGUGACGGGAGGGCUAAAAGACAUUCCCCGCAGGACUCCUCGCGUCUCUGCUACUGUAUUACACGUCUAACCCAAAGCCUGUGCAAGUGGGAGGGCAAGCUAGCGAGGAGGAGAAUCGGACUGAGGUUUCAAUUUUUUUUUUUUUUGUAUGUCAAUGUUUUAGUUCUGUUUCCUCAUUCACGUUCCAAAGCAGGCUGUGUGGGGAUAAGAGCUGAUGAAACCGGAGAAGGAGGAAACGUAAGAAUGGACCUUUGCUGAUCAAGGCUCUGACCAGAACUCCCGUAUACUUGUUCCUUGCUGCCGUUGCUGGACUGACAAGGGGUUCAACCCCUAAAAUGUUCGCCAUUCACAAGACAAAGGUGGAGACAUCUGUGAAGCUGUGUUGGAACAGGCCCAAACAUGUCAAACUGAAAAGAACAUUAUAAUGGUUAGCAAACUUAAUAGACCAUGCACACAA
Chanos chanos (milkfish) is the source of this 7434-nucleotide messenger RNA. It is a transcript of the gene kat6a, whose product is annotated as K(lysine) acetyltransferase 6A. Lineage: Eukaryota; Metazoa; Chordata; Actinopteri; Gonorynchiformes; Chanidae. Gene Ontology annotation, cellular component: nucleosome; chromatin; nucleus. Gene Ontology annotation, molecular function: histone H3 acetyltransferase activity; chromatin binding; DNA binding. The record is from RefSeq and is a predicted model, not a curated record. Gene Ontology annotation, biological process: nucleosome assembly; regulation of transcription by RNA polymerase II. The coding region runs from base 230 to 6922 and encodes 2230 amino acids. The transcript has 17 exons.